CGCACGCCCCAUUUGAACAAUCACAUGUACUAAAUAAUACUCAAUAGUACCCCAGUGAUUUGAUGAACUAUGGGGGUUAUUAAGCAGUCUAUAGUAGUAUGCAUGGUUUUGGUAAUCGCCACAAGACUGUCACGUUUAUUUGAGACACCUUUGCCAGUCAACUUUGGCGGUACUUGGGAUCCGGAGUUUAAGAAAGUUGCCGACGUUUUUAAACGAAAUGUUGAGAGCGGGAAAGAACGUGGCGCGGCGUUUGCUGUCUAUUAUAAAGGAAAACCCGUGGUUGAUGUAUGGGGUGGCUACACGGAUUUAGAAAGCCACACACCGUGGAAACAGGAUACGACCACGCUCGUGUUCUCGUGCUCUAAAGGAGUUGCAGCCAUUAUAAUGGCUAAAAUGGCAGAAAUGGGAACCUUAGACUACUCCAAACCAGUGAGCUAUUACUGGCCAGAAUUUGCUCAAGCAGAUAAAGACAACAUUACUGUAGAGAUGCUUAUAAGCCACCAGGGGGGAUUGGUCUAUUUGGACGAACAAUUAUCCAUUUAUGACUACAAAAACAACAGACAGAGAUGGCAGGACAUUUUAGCUAAACAAAAAACUGCCUGGCCUGCAGGGGAGAAGUUCGGAUACCAUGCUCUAACAUUUGGCCUUUUUGUGGACGAGCUAAUUCAGCGCGUUGAUCCCGCACAUAGAGAUACCGAUACUAUAUUUAUGGAGGAAAUUUCUAAACCUUUAGAUAUAGAUUUCCGGAUGAAGGUGCCAUUAGAAGACUGGUACCGUACGGCACGACUGGUACCACGCUCAAAGUUCCAGUUGUUAUUCGAUGCUUUUCAGUACAGAAGAUAUCUUAAGCCCAUAUAUGAUAUUGUUUUUCAUCCGGACUCCCUCAUGGCAAGAUCCGUAUCACCUGUGAUAGAAUUUGCACAAAGAACUGAUGUUUUGAAUAACCCUUACAUCAGAGAAGUGACCGUGUCUUCAUUAACUGGUACGGGAACUGCACGAGGAUUGGCUAAGAUGUAUGGCAUUAUAGCAAACGGAGGAGCACAUGACGGGAACCAGUUAUUGUCUAAACAAUCUAUAAAUAGAUUGUCUAAACCAAUAGUUAGAGGGUCAGACGCUGUCAUGAAUACGGGAGAGGUCUCUGAAAUUGGACUUGGAACUUUAUAUAGAAAGAACCCAUGGGGUGAGGAGACAGUCGGACAUACUGGUCACGGGGGUCAAGUGGCCGUGGGCGAUAUAAAGAACAAUAUUGGGAUCUCCUAUUUGACCAAUCAUUUAACUAUACAUGGUGUGGGAGAUGACCCCAGGUACCAAGAUCUGGAAAAGAUACUGUAUGAAACAAUUGCAGAACUAGAGAAAAAAUAACACAUGAUGGAUUCUAGUCAAAUUGAUUUUUAUUCGUUUUCCAAUAUCUGACAAAAGUGUAUAAUACUCAUAUAAUAGUGUAUAAAGAUUGGUGGUGUAUUCCUGCAUUUUAGCAACAGCUUAGAUUUACU
Messenger RNA from Ruditapes philippinarum (Manila clam), 1493 nucleotides. RefSeq names its product beta-lactamase domain-containing protein 2-like. The record is from RefSeq and is a predicted model, not a curated record. NCBI's taxonomy places the organism in Eukaryota, Metazoa, Mollusca, Bivalvia, Venerida, Veneridae. The transcript is spliced from 8 exons. Bases 70 to 1362 code for a protein of 430 amino acids.